UGGUCGACGACUUUCUUUGCCGACUGAUGAUGUUUGUUAUUCUCUUCUUUCUGAACUUCCUCUUCCAGUUUAUUUUCCAUCGCUCUCAUGAUUGGUACCUCCCACUUUCUCUGCGAUGUCUGGUUUAAAUCCAUUCCGCCUUAGAAAGUCAGAGAACCCCUCUAUUCAUCAUUCUUCACCCGCCAUUUCGACCUCCGCAAAACCUGCUUUUCCUACACCGUCAUCUACUACGACCUCUCAGAAUGCCCUCUUUCAGCCGAAUGGCCUUGCCGACACCCCGCCCACGUCCCACGUCCCGGACCUCGAUGAUACGAUGUCCUCCGAUGAUCAAUCCGCUUCAGAUCCAUUUCAUCAGGACAUACACAUGAGUGAAGAUGACAUGGAGGAUCGAGACGAAACUUUAUCAUCUGCAACAUGGAAUGCCUCCAAGUCUCGCGGCGGUGAUUGCCCCCAAGAAUCCCUCCACACCACUGGUCCACACACAGCUCCAUACCUUAGUCAACCAGCUCCGGCGGUCCCGACAACGCAAUCUAUAAAACAGACUCGGAGGGCAAGCAACGAGGAAUGUCUCAGGGAGAGUGAAAACUAUAAAGUCUCCCACAGUACAACGUCUAGAAGCUCUUUCCAAGGUACUCGUGCCGCAAACAAUUGCGCCACGGCUGUUCCUCAAAGUACUUCACGGAUAGAGGCAUCAAAGCGAGCUGUGGCGGGAGACUAUAUGCUGACAAUUGAUGCAGAGGCAAGAGCUCUGGUCAGUCGUUCAGGUAAUAGGGAGAAGAUACCACCACCUCCACCCAGGAGCCACCAUGGGAAGUUAAUCAACCCUACUCCUGGCUCAACUCCCUCUUCCUCUCAGCCCGCACCUUUCAAAUCUGCAAACCGCUUUUCAUUUCAUAGUUCCCCCCCGGAAUCGUCAUCGUCCCCCAAGCCAUCACAGUCAGGAGUGGAUUAUUUCACCGGAACGACUAAUAGCGAUACCGAAAAGUCGAGUGAGCCUUUAAGGCGCAGCCAAUCUCAGUACAAGCGACCACCGACACCGCCACUGAGUAGGCGACACAGUCAGAUGAGAAGAUCCAAGACGACCGCGUCCAAGCCAAACCCAAGCAGGCUUUCUAUGCCAGCCGUUAAGAUGGAAGGCGCUGAGUCCCCUCCACCUAGUCCAAGCUCCUGGAGUUUGAACCCAUCGCGAACCCGGGAUACCAGACCAGGCCCUUCAUCUGAGGAAAAUCCCCGGAGGCCUUCCUUACAGCACCAGAGCGUUGGUGCGGUGACAUCCACGCCGGGCACGGAUGCCUCGACUCCAUCAUCUCAGUCCAACUCCCAGACUCCUUCCAUGAAACGAGCGUCGAUAGGCAACCCUCUGCCACCACCCCCGCCUCCACGGCGCACGCGGGGGUCCAGCAGUCAGAGUAACGAUAGCACCCGACCGACAAGUCUUCGUUCAGAGAAGCGGCCGGACAUGCACGAAGAAUACAUUCCUCACCCAUCCAAUGCCAAUGACAUCUUGGCUGAUUUAUCGCGUCUACAGAAAGAGGUGGAUGACCUACGAGUUCACUACGAAACUCGUAAGACCAGUCAUUGAUAGAUUUCUGGGCCGGGAAGAAGUUGGAUUCUGAUAUGCGAUGGAUCCAUUGGGCAUGGGAGUUUAUGUGUGUACAGCCUACUGCUGAUGUUAUUACUUAUACUUCUAUAUCCUCUUCUUCCGCUACUACUGCAUAUAACUCGUUCCAUUCCACGAAUCGACUGAUGAAUGAAUUACAAUGCCCAGGUGCUGCCGACUAUUCUAAGGGUUCAUAUGCCAGACAACUGCAUUGGAAUCCUGCACUCAUGAUCGGGGAAACAAAUUGACGGUAAUGGUAGGUAGUCCCAAAGUAGAAGGCCUCUUUUCUAAGUUGACACGGAGCAUCCAACUGAUAUUUAGUUAACUGCCAAAUCAGUAGUAGCUGGAGAGGAUCCUCAAUCAGCUACUAGUAGUAGUACUAAGUAGUACCUAAGGUAUCCUCAGGCCCACACUACCCCACUAUGAUCCAUGAUUGGUCGACCCAGGGAACUUCAGGACAAUGACAUCAUCCAAUUCCGAAAGAGGAUUCCCAAAGUAAUAGGUCCAUGAUGAGUUGAGCGUUUCCAAUGACCCUGUGGUUCUGGGUUGUCUUCAAGUUGUACUAUGGAAAUGUCUGUUAUAUUACGAUGGAAGUUGAUUUGAUUAUGAGGGGCAGAUGGCUUGGGAACUAAACUAUAUAAUACAUGUAAACAUAUGCGUAUAAGCAAAAUUAAUGUCUAUAAAAAAUAAAGAUACUAAAUUGAUA
Aspergillus pseudotamarii is the source of this 2306-nucleotide messenger RNA. RefSeq lists its product as uncharacterized. NCBI's taxonomy places the organism in Eukaryota, Fungi, Ascomycota, Eurotiomycetes, Eurotiales, Aspergillaceae. Bases 116 to 1582 code for a protein of 488 amino acids. The record is from RefSeq and is a predicted model, not a curated record. The transcript has 2 exons.